Molecule: messenger RNA, 852 nt
Organism: Anthostomella pinea
Lineage: Eukaryota; Fungi; Ascomycota; Sordariomycetes; Xylariales; Xylariaceae
Source: the annotation of a GenBank genome assembly
AUGGUUCAAACCUGUUUCCACUGUCUCUUCAAAUUACACGCAUACAUGAACGAGCACCCGAACGAGAUUGAUAUCAUCAUGAUGCAAGACAUUCCCUCCGAAUUUCCAAUCCUUGCGAACCACCCCCACUACUACCUCUGGUGCGAAUCCGAGCGAGUACGCGUGAGCGAGGACGAUUCGAAGCACCCCCACUAUCCUCCAAAGUUAGGCAACAGCUCAUACAAGCCCCCCAAAGUCAACGAUGUCGGGUUCGACAUAGCCCACUCCGUGAAGGGAAAUAUCGAAGAAGCCCCGUGGACGCCGACUGGAGUCAACAAAAAGAAAGUGGCGAUUCUGUCCAUCCCAUGCUUGGAUUUUGAGGGCCUGUAUGACAUUUUUGCGAUGUACCCUCAUAUCAUAUUCGGAGGUGACCUCAACGCCCACCACCCACUGUGGGGCGGACCUGAGAGUGGUACCACAGUAUGUGGCGAGGCCCUGUACAACUUGGUGGAGGCUUUCGGCAUGAAAUGCCUCAAUGAGGUUGACUGCGUGCUUCCCGACAUUCCAGGCCUCAGGGAUCAGCCUAAUGCAAAGGCGGUCGAAAGCAUGGCCAUCCUUGGCGUGGUCGUUCAUUGCCGGCUCAAUUGGGACCUACAUAUGUCCAAGAUCAAGGCAAGUGUUAGUACGGAAACAUACUCCCUCCUCAAGCUCCUACGCACACAGUCUGGGCCUAGACAAUGGCGCAGAUUAUUUCUGAGCAACGUCCAGUCCAAGAUGACCUAUGCAUGUGCGGCAUGGUCCAUCCGCAACCCCGGUAUCAUCUUCCCCUCUACAAGUCCAAUCCCAGACAGUUUGGACAUCCCCAGUGGGUAG